AAUCAACCGGUUCAAUCUGCUGACCAAUCUUUACAAUUUAAUCAGCUUUAUCAAUCACAGAUGAAUUUUUGUCCAGAACCUUCUUAUUAUUUGAAACGCUUAACCUCAAUAAUUACAACUCCAAUGGAUGUUAAAAGACGAAGACCAAUUAUUAUUGAUGGCUUAAAUAUUGGUUACUCCCAUGGUCUCCAUAAGAAAUUUUCUGCAAGAGGCAUUCUUUUAUGUGCACAGUUUUUUAUGUAUCAAGGAUUUGAAUCCGUGGAAGUUAUGUUACCUGUUCAUUAUAGAGGAGCUCCUGGAACAGAAACUUAUACGGUUUUAAGUAUGYUAAUGAACAUUGGUAGAAUUCAUUUUACACCCAGUAGAAAAAUUCAAAACGUUCGUCUAACAUGCUACAGUGAUCGAAUUAUACUUGAUUAUGCCUAUAUAUGUGGUGGAGUUGUGGUAUCAAAUGAUAAUUUUCGAGAUAUUUACAACGAAAGUGAACAUUAUAAAGAAAUAAUUGAGAAUAGACACUUGAUGUAUAUGUUCAUUGGUGAUGAUAUCUUUUUUCCAAAGGAUCAGUAUGGUCACCUUCGUCCAAAUUUGUAUGCUUUUGAUAUUGUGCAUUUUCCAGCUUAAAUUUAAAUAUAUAGGUAUACUAUUAUACUAAGUAUAUACUUGCUAGUAAGUAGUAUUAUUUGA
Messenger RNA from Diuraphis noxia (Russian wheat aphid), 684 nucleotides. Its product is annotated as putative ribonuclease ZC3H12D. NCBI's taxonomy places the organism in Eukaryota, Metazoa, Arthropoda, Insecta, Hemiptera, Aphididae. Gene Ontology annotation, molecular function: RNA endonuclease activity; mRNA binding. Gene Ontology annotation, cellular component: nucleus; cytoplasmic ribonucleoprotein granule. The record is from RefSeq and is a predicted model, not a curated record.